Mytilus trossulus (common blue mussel) is the source of this 1789-nucleotide messenger RNA. RefSeq lists its product as uncharacterized. The record is from RefSeq and is a predicted model, not a curated record. NCBI's taxonomy places the organism in Eukaryota, Metazoa, Mollusca, Bivalvia, Mytilida, Mytilidae. Gene Ontology annotation, molecular function: protein binding; zinc ion binding. The transcript is spliced from 2 exons. The coding region runs from base 110 to 1789 and encodes 559 amino acids.
GACUUAUGUUGGUAGACACGAAUUGUAGCUAACGAUAAAAACGAAAGUUGGGAAAGAUAGUAUCACAAGUUUUCCUUCACUGCUUUAGUUUAAAUUCACAGGAAAAGAUAUGGCAUCUAAACUGAACAUACCGUGUGGUUCAUGUGGAUAUGAGGACAUCUCCAAAAAUGCAGAGAAAUGGUGUACCAUAUGUGAAGAGGGAUUUUGUGGAGAAUGUGAAAAGUACCACAAAUCUAUGAAGUUAUCUAGAGAUCACAAGAUGAUUUCUAUUGAGGACUAUCGUCAAAUAGAAAAUAUUUCCGUUAAUCUGAACUGUGAAAUUCACGGUAAAAAGCUAGAUCUUUAUUGCAAGAAACACGAUAUUGCGGUAUGCGUUGUCUGUAUUCCUUCGGAACAUAAAUCCUGUUCCUCUUCUGAUGUCAUCUCCAUUGAUGACGCAUCGAAAAACGCUAAACAAUCAACUGCUCUCUUAGACUUAGAAGGAUCUAUCUCAACAACGAUAGACAACGUGAAGCACUGUAUCAAAAACCGAGAAAUAGCUCUAAAAAACGUGGACCAAGAUGAACAAACAAUACGGAAAACGAUUACAGACACACGAAAGAAUAUAAAUGAAUACUUGGAUAAACUCGAGAGAAAAUUGCUGCUAGAAUUGAAAUCAAAACAUGAAAACUGUAAAUCCAAAGUCGUGAAAAUUCUAAAUCAAUUGAAGCAAAUGGAGGCACAAGUAGAAAAACUUAGAGAACAGACACUUCAAAUGAAACGUUUUGCAUCUGAUCUUCAAGUCUUUCUAGGAACGCGUCAAUUAAACCAAGCAGUGUGUACAAAAAUCGGAUCGCUCACAGAAGAGAUUAAAGAUUAUACGAAUAACAACAUGGAAAUCGAGAUCCAUCGCGUGAUCGGUUCCUUAGAGAAUGAGAUACAACGGUUUGGUGAAAUUCGAGUUAUUGAAGCAAUGGUCGAUUUACAAUUAAAAGAUGCAAAAACUGACCAGGCUCAGAUACAGAUACACGGAUUAUCGCAAAAUGUUCACAAUAUCAGUCUGCAGCUGAAACAGAAGUUUGACAUCAAAGGAUCAAACCAAGCAAUAUAUGGCUGCAUUGUAUUACCAGACGACCGAAUUAUAGUUGCAGACUAUUAUGGAAGUGGUAAAUUAAUGGAAUACAAUAAUGAUGGCAAACAUAUUCGUGACAUUCCCACCUCUAAUGAACCAUACAGUCUUACGUCAAUAGAUACCGAUCGUAUAGCCGUUACAUAUGGAAAUGCAAAAUACUUGGAGAUUAUAAACACUACUGGUAAUGGUGACAGAAAGAAGGUAAAAUGUAGUGAUAACUGUUGGGAUAUAUCUUACCAGGACCAGAAAUUGUAUGUUGUUGUAUUUAGACAAGGCAUAGUAGUGAUGGACUUGAAUGGAAAGACAUUAAAUACAAUCGAUAUCUAUGCUUCAGGUGUGUCUGAUAUAACAACGACCAGUGACAGGAUAUACUAUACAAACUACAUUAGUAAUUCAGUACACUGCUGUAGCAUGACAGGACAAGAAAUCUGGGUAUUUGAUAAUAAGUCUAUUUCCAAACCGAGAAGGUUAUUCGUGGACAGUAAUCAGAACGUAUUUGUUGUUGGUCAAACCUCUAAUAACCUGACAGUAAUACAACAUGACGGGAAAGAUAGCAAAGUCUUACUUACUGGUCGUGAUGGGCUUGAAUCUCCUACUGUAGUGCAUUACAGCAAUCAAAACAAGAUAGUCUGUUUAGGCUACAAGAAAGGAAGCGUGGCAUUAUACCAAGUGUUGUAA